UUGGUGAACAUCAACUUGAAGGUAGGCAUUAUUUAAUCCAACUUGAGUUUCUUUUUUUAAGGUCUUUUCUUUUUCGUUCUUUAUCCUAUGGAAGCAGUUGAAAAUAGGCGCAAACAAAAAUUGAAAGAAGUUAAGUUGGUUGUUGUCAAAGGGAUUUCCAAAUCGAUCAUUCCACAUGAAGAGGCAGGCAUGAACAGAAAUAUUAUGCUCUGCUUUGCCAUUUGAAUGUGUUGUUGUUGCUGACACAUUUAGGUGAAAUUAGUCUCUUUAGACAUUAACAAUGAAUGCUUUUCAUAUCUUUGUAAGAAUGCUACUAAGAGCUUUGGAGUCUAAUUGGGCUGUGGUUUAUGAAGAAAUUGCUCUUUGGAUACCUAUUGAGGUUGCUAAUGAAGAAGCUUAAUGACAAACUUGAGGGUGAGUCCAAGAAAGAAAUGCAAAAUUUGGGUUUAUUGCCCACCACAAUAUGGGUGUCAUUCAACAGAUAUCUAUCAGUACAAAUAUCAGGAAUGCUGGCUCAAAUAUAUAGUUUUAUACAAAAAUAGUCCAAGAAGGACCCGUUUUCUACUUGCUAGGCUAGCUCAGAAGGUUUUACCUUUUUUCUCAUCAAAAGUGAGACGAUAAAUGAGUCAACGCGUGACUGACGAGGGUGUGAGAAAGGACAUGGAGGAAAUAAGAAAUGGGGCAUCUUCACGUAAGCAUGGAGAUACUUUGUCACACAUUCACAGAGUGGAAUCUCCUCCUAAGCAGACACUUUUCAAAGAGAUCAAAUAUUCUGUGGUUGAGACUUUCUUCCCAGACAAACCCUUACACAAAUUUAAAGACCAAAGCUUCUUUAGAGUCUUUGUAUUAGCCCUGCAAUCUUUCUUACCCAUUUUCGAAUGGGGCAGAGACUACAAUCUUAAAAAGUUCAGAGGUGAUUUCAUUUCUGGACUCACCAUUGCAAGUCUUUGCAUCCCUCAAGAUAUUGCAUACGCAAAACUUGCAAAUUUGGAUCCCCAAUAUGCACUGUACACUAGUUUUGUUACUCCUCUUGUAUAUGCUUUCAUGGGAAGCUCAAGAGAUAUUGCCAUUGGACCCGUAGCUGUUGUAUCCCUCUUGCUUGGGACUACACUGUCCGAUGAAAUCAGCGACAUCAAAAGUCAUGAAUACCUGCGCCUUGCAUUUACUGCCACCUUCUUCGCAGGAGUCAUUCAAAUGGCACUUGGUGUUCUCAGACUUGGUUUCUUGAUUGACUUUGUGUCACAUGCUGCCGUUGUGGGAUUCAUGACUGGAUCUUCCAUUACAAUUGCUCUGCAACAGCUUAAGGGUUUGCUUGGCAUAAAAAACUUCACUAAGAAAACUGAUAUUGUUUCUGUCAUGCGCUCGGUUUUCAGUUCAGCACACCAUGGGUGGAAUUGGGAGACAAUAGUCAUUGGAUUAUCAUUCUUGGUUUUCCUUCUUGUAGCCAAGUAUAUCGGUAAAAAGAAUAAGAAGCUCUUUUGGGUGGCUGCAAUUUCCCCUAUGAUAUCUGUCAUAGUGUCUACCUUUUCUGUCUACAUAACCAGAGCAGACAAGAAAGGCGUGGCAAUUAUUAAACAUGUCAAGAAGGGUGUGAAUUCAUCAUCUGCUGGAGAGAUUUUUUUCAGUGGAAAAUAUCUAGGUCCUGGUAUUCGUGUUGGUGUAAUAGCUGGUAUGGUAGCACUCACGGAAGCUGUAGCGAUUGGGAGAACAUUUGCUGCCAUGAAAGACUACCCACUUGAUGGCAACCAAGAAAUGAUGGCAAUGGGGGCAAUGAACAUCGUUGGUUCUUUAACAUCUUGUUAUGUGUCUACAGGCGGUUUUUCUCGCACAGCAGUGAACAACAUGGCCGGUUGUAAAACUGCAGUAUCGAACAUAGUUAUGUCCAUGGUUGUGUUAUUGACUCUGCUACUUAUUACGCCGCUAUUCGAGUACACUCCAAAUGCGGUGCUUGCUUCUAUUAUAAUAGCCGCGGUGCUUGGCCUUGUGAACAUUGAAGCUAUUAUUCUUUUAUGGAAGAUAGACAAGUUCGAUUUUGUUGCUUGCAUGGGAGCCCUCUUUGGUGUGGUGUUCAUAAAUGUUGAGAUUGGCCUUCUAAUUGCGGUGGCUAUAUCAUUUUCUAAAAUCCUUUUACAAGUGACAAGACCAAGGACAGCAAUAUUAGGGAAGCUUCCAGGAACUACUGCUUAUAGGAACGUCUGGCAAUACCCCAAAGCAACCCAAAUUGAUGGCAUGCUGAUUGUCAGGGUUGACUCUGCAAUCUACUUCUCAAACUCCAACUAUAUCAAGGAGAGAAUUUUGAGAUGGCUGAGUGAUGAAGAAAACCAAAGGAUAACAAGUGGAUUGUCCAGAAUAGAGUAUCUCACUGUUGAGAUGUCACCUGUCACUGAUAUUGACACAAGUGGCAUUCAUGCUUUUGAAGAGUUAUACAAGAGUCUUCAGAAAAGAAAAGUGCAGCUUAUCAUGGCAAACCCAGGACCAAUUGUGAUAGAGAAACUCCGUGCAUCUAAGUUAACAGAUGUUAUUGGAGAAAAUAACAUAUUUCCAACAGUGGCUGAUGUUGUUUCAACUUUUGGUGCAAAUGGUGAAGGAGUAUUAUGAAGAAAUGAAAUAACUAUAGCUUCAAUAUUCAACCGUUGAAGUCCAAAGGGUGGGAAUCAAGUGUUCAAAGUGCUCAUUAGAAAGUUUCUGAGCAGGGAGUUAUGUAGAUGUGUCUUCCAUAUCUCUGCUUGGUUAUCUUCUAUUGUUUCAUGUUUUAUAUGUUGAUGUAUGAAAGGAAAAGGAAAUAAAAAAUGUAUUAUGUGUCUAUAUCUUAAUUUGUGGGAAUAUUAACAUAUCUGUAAUGAUAUACAUACACUCAAUAGUUGCAGAAGAAGAGAGAAAAUUGACUUCAUGGUUUGUAUGGUAUGAUUGGGAUCCAUUUUUCUGAUGUGA
Molecule: messenger RNA, 2931 nt
Organism: Vigna angularis (adzuki bean)
Lineage: Eukaryota; Viridiplantae; Streptophyta; Magnoliopsida; Fabales; Fabaceae
Product: high affinity sulfate transporter 1
Exons: 16
Coding region: 622-2598 (658 amino acids)
Biological process (GO): transmembrane transport
Cellular component (GO): membrane
Source: RefSeq, a predicted model, not a curated record